Molecule: messenger RNA, 21522 nt
Organism: Amoebophrya sp. A25
Lineage: Eukaryota; Dinophyceae; Syndiniales; Amoebophryaceae
Source: the annotation of a GenBank genome assembly
CAAGAACAUUCGUUUGAUAGGCAUGAUUACAUGUAGCUUGUAGAGGAACAUUAACAUCUUUAUUUUAAUUAUCAUGAAAUAAGAACUCUCACACGGCCUGUUUCGUGCCGGACAACACAGCAUGGCCGUAGAGCCGCGGACCUUCAACCUUGAACCUUGAACCUCACACUGCCAUUAACAAGAUGACACCUGGUGGAAAAAACCAAGGUCCAGAAGCUGGGGCCUCGAUGGCAGCUGGAGCAAAAAAUGGUCCUCUAGAUUCGGUCCCCGCUGAAGAAAGUAGCGGUACCUCCACCACCGCUGAUUCUCCAAGAGGAAGUUCUUCUGGAAGUCUUUCAAGAACUGCUUCAGAUGCCUCUCUUUUAUCAUCUUCUUCCUCCGUUACCGUUGCUGACGAGGUAGGUGACAUGAUGAAGCUAGGAGGCGUCUGUCCUGUGCCGCCUACUGGUGCAGGAACGUUCCUUGAUAAGCUUCAAACCAAGUGGGGUCUUGAAAACGAUGGCCCUUCUCUUCAGAAAAUAUUCGAGUCUCACUAUAGUGAACGCUGUCGUUGGAGAAUACUCAACAACAUCUUGAGUACAACAUCUUAGGGCUGAUGAUAAUUCAUUUUCAAUACGGCAGGCAGUCUCAGCCUCAGGCCGUUCUCUCCUUUCUCUCUCUCUCUGCUUCAUGCGUUAAACCUUCUGUUAUAUACUUAUCUCACGCUUAAUCCGUCACUUUUACGGCAGGCAUUCUCAGGCUGCUCAGUCUGAUGGCAGCCUUUUCUUCUCAGGAGAGCUCAUUCUGAGACCAUCAACUCCGUAGAAAGUUCCUGUAGUUGGCUUUUGGAGGAUGUGGAAUUCUCAGUCAUCAUAAUAUUCUAUGUGAUGCUAGCGCUAAACAUCCUCUGGAAAGCCUGGUGAGCUCAACGUGCCUUGGAAGGACGGCCGUGACACACUCCUCGCCAGGACAGCUUAUCAUAUUACAAAAUAUCCGAAACCAGAUGAAGGAGGCGGUAAUCAAUUUCGAGAUUUGCUGAAGGAUAUGCUGAGCCAAUACCUAUUUCCGCUGGUCACGGGCGUGGUGGAGGACAGGUGGAAAAAAUUGCCACCAGAAUUAAGGCCAGAAUUUCAUUAUCUUGUGUGGUCUAUCCGAAGUGGGUUCCCUCUAGGAGUCACGGGCAGCCCAGAAACAGAAAGGGACGAGUAGAAAAACAAGCCACAAAACCACAGAGGGGUUUUAAAAGAUUUGCUCUUCAGAAAGAUGAGAAGGAAAAAAGACGAAGCACUAAUUAAGUUAGAUGUCGCUCAGCGUCAAAAGAUACCUCCAGAACAGGUAAAUGAAUGAAUGAAUGAUAUAGAUACUAUCGGCGCUAAAACUAGGUCAAGGCGCAUCGCAACUACAACCAAACGAUGUUCCCUGGGUGAAGGACACACUUGAAACUGUCGUCAUUGGCUUCCUCCAACAUCAGUGGGAGCUGUUACCUAAGGUGAAAAUAGCAGAUCGUGGUGGAAACCUUUCGGAUUUGGAUAAGUUAAACCCCGAGAGCACAUUUGCCUGCGAAUACGUCAAGGCUAUGAUGGCGGCAGGGCCUAACGUUGAGGUGCCCGACAUCAACUUGUUCGAAGGUGUUUGCGAAAAACAAAGUACUCAGGUACUGUCUAUCUUUAUUGACUCGAGGAGACGAACAUACAAACUUGAAAUAUAAUUGUUGAAAAUAUUAAUAGCAGUUGUUGAAAAAAUAUUUUUUGUAAUCAUGCUUUAUAGAUAACUGAGUUCUCUGCAAGAGGCGUCUCCAUGUCUUAAAAGUCAGGUUGUCGGCGGGCAGUGGCCAUUGUUCGUAGCCAAGAAGGUGGUGUCUUCAGAAGGAUACAGCAGGUUGCCACAAAUAGUCAUUGACGCCUGCAGAGACUCCUUGCGGGCCUACCUCUCGGGAGUCGUAUCCGAUCGCACCGAAGGCAAUAUCAGACUGGUAAUCGCAUAUUUUGCUACUUUGUUACAUGGGUGAAUAUCUGGGCUGUAUAUGAAGAAAGAAAUUCCAAUUAUGUUUAUGAUUUUUUACAAGUAAAACAAGAACAUCAAGCAAAGUAGAAACAUGAUGAUCGAAUUCGAAAUUAGUACAGGUCUAUUGAGCUCGCAUAAAAUGAAUAUGAACCCUCAAAAAUGGCUGUUAUUUUUAAAAACAAUCGUUGACUCUUGCAGGUGAAAGCCGCCGGAGAGGACUUCUUCCGUGAAGUUACUAUCGGCGACAGCAUGCUGGAUAAUUUGUGUACAGCAGACGACUUCUCACUGGCAUUCAAUGCUAUUGACUUUUCUGGUGUGCUCCAAAAGGCGACGAUGUUAGAGGCAGUCCUGAAUCCCAAAUUCGUGGGAAGGUUAAGGCUACAACCGUCAAGAUGAACUAUGCCUCGAUAGAAAGAUAUUUAGUCAAGGUCAUCAUGAACAUGGACAAGGAGAUGCCUGGGCAUUUUCUCUGAGUGUUGGGAAUCACGGAAAUUAACAUGUAGCAUGUAGUUGAUGCGAGCCCAUUUUUCUAAUAUUUAUACAAUUACACUACUCGCCCUAGAGUAGGUCAUCUAAGCAAGAGCAAGACGAAUAUCCAUAAGCAUUUCUAAAGAAAAAGCAGCUGCAGCUCAAAGUACAAGGAUCAGAAAUAAGCUGUUCCGCGUUUGCUACCGAUCGCCUCGAGGGCCUCCAAAAGUGGGGAUUACCAAGUGCUGAAGGUCAACUUUCUCUUACGACAUUGUUUGGGAAGCUACCUAGCCACGAGCUACCAGGAGGCAUCGAGUCAUCAGCAAGAGUUUGCCAGCUAGCAGUGUUCAACAACAUUUUCAGCGACGCUCCUCCUUCUGACGCCCUUUGGCGAGAAGGCCGUGACACACUUCUCGGCAGGGCGGCCUAUCACGCUUUAGGCGGCCUCCCUGUUCCGGAACCAGGAGAAGACGGAGGUGAACAAUUUGAACACUUGCUGAACUCGAUGCUUGACGAGCUUUUCUCUGUCGUCAUGAGUAGUAUUAAGGCUCAGCUUUCAAUGGUCAUUGGGGUUGGUCACUGUGAUCCCUCUUGAGGAAAGAUGGGGGGGAAAAUGAAGGAAAAGCAAAGGGAGAGGCAUGGGGCCCAUUUCUUUCAGCAUCAGUGACCGAUGAAUGCUGAGCUUUAAGAGUAGUAGUCCUCUCUUGCAGGAAAAGCAAAACGGUCUGGCACUGGGGACUCCGGUUUUCACGAAAGACGUCGUCGCGGCCGUAAAGAAAUCGGUGGAGACUGUUAUCUCACAUUUUCUCGCAAAGGAGUGGAAGUUGAUACCGGAAAUACAUGUAUCCGAUCGUGCUGGAACCAAAGGCGCAGCUGUGAAGAGCGGAAGCAUCUUCGCAUGCAAGUACCUGGAGGCCGUGCUGGAUAAGUCCGCAGAUGAAGUGGAUCUCGUGAACUCUUGCGAAGGGCAGACGACGUCGGUACUGUUUUUUGAAGAAAACUUUUUUUCAGCGGAAGAGUGGCAUCAAUUUUCCCAUCUUAUUAUCAUUAGGCAUGUCAUACAUAAGGAUAAAGAUAGUGAUAGCAGUGGAACAACAACAGCUAGAUUUGUAAGUAAUCAGUUCUGAACUUCAAGGUCACAGGGUACAUUUAUGUGCGAGCAACGUCGCAUCUCUUCAACUUCAUACAUAAUCGAAUGUUUUUCCUACCCCUCUGUAAAUAGAAUAGUAUAGAUGAAGAAUUAAGCAAGACGUAGAAGAAGUUCUCCCUGAAGUAUAAGUGCAAUUUUUUUCAGGUUGGCGACAAUGCGGCUAAGUGGGUUGGAUUUCUGGACACGCCUCAGAAAGGACUCAACCAGUUGCAAACAAUAGUCGCCGGCGCUUGCAAGAAAUCGGUGGCCGAAUAUUUGAAGAGAGUGAUUUCCAGACGCACGAGCGGCGCAGUCGGCGUACUUAUUUCUUCUUAAUACUGAAAUAGUCUCGAUUUAGUACAAGAUGAACAGGAUCGAUGGAUUUAUUGCAUCGCCAUCGCUCCACAGAAACCAUCAUCUCCACGAUUAGUACCUCUGUCCUGAAUUAGCGUGUGUGUGGAAGCGUUUGUAUUUGCCACAUUUCUAAGUAGUUUGCCAUAGUCUAGAAACUUAAUCUGUUUUUGAGUUCUUGCAGAUUUCGUGAUAAUGAAAAACAAACAAUGAUGUUACACGAUUUUUUUAUUUUUGUUUCAUUCUUGAGACAUUGUAAGAUACAUAAUGACUUUUUUUCUCAUGAAGAGAGAGAGUUUCUUGAAUUCUAAGGCCAAUGAAAUUAUUCAUCGAUCAUCUACUUCUGCACCAGGUGACACUCGACAGUAGUGGCUCAAAACAUGAGCACUCAGUGACCAUUACGGAUCACAGUUUGGGUGUGUUGUGCACUGGCGCUUUUUCAUCACAUGGACUCGACUUUAUUGAAAGCUGGCUCACAGGGGCGGAAAGAAUGCGGGGGCUUAGUAUGGUGGCGCAAGUCAGCACUUCGCCCGCACAAAGCACAAGCUCGUUACGGCUUUCAUCCACAAUUUCUCAAUGUUAUCCCACUUAUUUUAACACUUUUGUUGCCUGGUCCUGGAGCUAGAUUGAUGGAAACAAAGUAUGAUGAGCAAUAUCUUCAACCCCGUGUGUAAGUAAUGCCUCUAAAAAAAGGUGCUUCUGCAACAUUUGCAGCAGGUCCCAUGGCAGCAACUGGCAGGGAGGAGAAUCGCAAUCGCCAAGAGAUCCUCUUAAGGCGAACGGAAUUAGAAGCCUCUUGACUUCGACGCAAUUGAUUUGUCUUAUUCUUGCCACCUCCGACCUAAAGAGAACAACACUCGAGGAGUCAUCAUGUUGCUAAAAGAUACUGAAAAUGUGCCCAGAACGUGGGCCCAUCAAGGGCCCGCUGGGGCAUCAAAAAACAUUGAAACUAGGCAGGGAGAGUGGGCGCAGUGUUCGCCAAAGCACACAAGCUGGAGGAAGGGGGUGUCGGCGCGGGCACAUCCAUCUGCAGAAGCUGGAUCCUUUUGGGCGUGAUCGUGUCCAUGUGGUGAAUAAGCGAAGCCACCUCCAUACCAAAGGGCAGAGGGAGCGCGCCGAGCACCCAUGAGAGGGCCGCGCUUACUUGAGCACACCCACGGGCAUAAGCUGGGCCCUUUUGUGCCUGAUCAUGCCCAUGCGAAGAAUAAGCGAGACCAUACCCAUGAGCGGCAUCAUGUCCAUGACAGACCAGGACCACACUCAAGCACAUCCGUACGCAGAAGCCGGACGCUUUUGGGCAUGAUCGUGCCCAUGUGAAGUAAGAGAAGGCGAGGCCAUCCCCUCCCCAUGCCAAAGGGCUGAGCUUGUUGAGCGUCAUCAGGCUCCUGAGAAGGCUGCGCCGGCUUGGGCGUAUCUAUGUCCAGAAGUAAGCUGGGCGCUUUCGGGCGUGGUUAUGUCCAUGUGAAGAAUAAGCGAGGCCACCACCAUGCCAAAGGGCAGAGGCAGCCGAGCACCACCAGGCCCAUGAGAGGGCCAAGCCCAGGCUUGAGAGCAUCCAUGGGCCGAAAGUGGACCCUGUUGGGCGUGGUCGUGGGCGUCCGUCGGAGGAAUAAGGGAAACCGCCUCCAUGUCAAAGGAUGGAGCUUGUUGAGCGUCAUCAGGUUCAUGAGAAGGCCACACCUGGGCACGCCAGCAAUGUGCAGAGGCUGAGCCCUUUUGGGCAUGAUCUUGGCCAUCUGAGGAAUACGCGAGGCCACCCCCAUGCCAGAAAGCGGGCAUAGUUUGCUGAGCAUCAUCAGGCCCAUCAGAGGGCUGCACCUGACUGCAGUGCAAGCAUCCAUGUGCAGGGGCUGGACCCUUUUGGGCAUGAAGAUCAUGCCCGCCCCGUCGGAUCUGGAGAAAAAGCGAGGCCAUCGCCGUGCCGGAUGAGCAUCAACGAACACCAGGCCCAUGCGAAGACUGCACCCUCGAAAAUAUCGCCCAUGCGCAGGCGUUGGAGCUUUUUGGGCAUGAUCGUGCUCAUCAGUCUGAAGAAUAAGCGGGACCGCAUCCACGUCAGAGGGCUGAGCUUGUUGAGCGUCAUCAGGUCCAUGAGGAGGCCACAUGGAGGCACGCCCAUGCGCAGAAGUUUGACCCUUUUGCGCGCGAUCGUGUCCGCCUGCAGAAUGAGCGAGGCCACCCCCAUGCCAAAGGGCGGAGCUUGCUGAGCAUCAUCAGACCAGGCCCAUGCUGAGGAGGCCCCACUUAAGCACGCGACCCAUACGCGACAGCUGGGCUUAUCAAUCUUGAUGGGCACGAUCGUGCCCAUCUGAAGAACUGGCGAGGCCGUCUCCAUGUCAAAGAGAGGGCGGAGCUUGCUGAGCGUCAUCAGGUCCAUGAGAUGGCCACGCCCCGCGUGCAGAAGUUAGGGCUUUUUGAGUGGGGUCAUGUCCGUGGGAAGAAUAGGCCAGGGGGGGGCGUCUUCGUGUGCAUCCGGGGAAUGUGGGGGGCUCUCUCCAUUUCAAAGGGUAGAGCUUGCGGAGCAUCGUCAGGCUUCUGAGAAAGCCACGCUUGAGCAUAUCCAAACCCAUGCGCGGGAGGUGGGUGCUUGCUUUUUGGGCUAGGUCGUGUCCGUCUGAAGAAUAGUGGAGGCCAUCAGCAUGCCAAAGGGUAGAGCGUGCAGAGCGUCAUCAGGCUCCUGAUAAGACGGCCGCGCCAGCCUGGGCACACCAUGCGCAGGGGUUGGACCCUUUUGGGCAGGGUCGUGCCAAUCUGCAGAACUACAACACAAAGGCACCCGAUGGGGGCACUGUGAUGAUUUGAAACGAGAAGGGUGGCGCGCUUUCUCUCAAUUUUUUCAAAAUGAGCAAAAAAGCAAGCACAAGACACUGACACAGCAGAAAAGCGAGAGGAAAGCGCUGGGCUGGCAACUUCGUGAGGGGUGGGCAACGGAGCGCGGAGCCCGUGGACAAGGAAGGAAACCAAGAGAAGGCGCGGCGGCUAGUAGCACCAGGCGAAUUUUUUAGGGGGCGGCAGCCGGUCAACAUCCUCGCGCAGCCGCCCAGCGGACGGCCGGGCGGCUGCUGCUGUGCUGUCUUCCAUGAAAUCUGCCUUGUUCUUGUUCGUCAUAUUGUUGGAGCCGUGAGCUUCGAGGAAUUAUUAUCCAAAAACAUUCCCAAAAAAUUUGCAAUCGUUUGGCGCUGUGGGUUGCUUGUGUGGGUAUCUCUUCGGCAGGUUUGGGCGGGUAUUUCUGCAAGAGCUCAGGCGCUUGCUUGGUGGCGUAGUUGUCUGCUGGGAUGAUCGGGGGCCGCAGAUGGUUGGGGUGGGCCUUUGGAUCGGAGCGGGGUGCUGGUGGUCGAGCUCGGUGGCAGAGAGGUGCGCUGGGGGCUCGGUGGGUUAAGGCUAAGGGCAGUCGGGGCGACAGGUUUAGGGUUUGGCGGUGUCGCUGCUUAGCUUUCUGGCCUCUUGGGGACUCGCGUGCCCGAUUCUUACCCAAGGGGCCACGCAGGGGCCUGCGGGGUGCCUUCGUGGGCGUCUCGGUGGGCCCUUUUUUAGCAAAAUAAAUUAUUCUGGAAGAAUAUAGCCGCAUAAGAUGGCAAAAAGUAAACUAUUCUGGAACUUUCUAGGGAUUUUGUUUCUAGAAAUUUUCUAGAACUAACUUACUUUGGCUAUGAUAGUAAUUUCUUCGAAAAUUAUUUCCAUUCCUGGGCCCACAGGGGGAGGGGGUGGACGGGAGCGAGGGGGGGCGCGGUGGUCUCGAGGUGUGGGCCCUUUUGUCUUUCCCCCCGUGGGGCUCCGGAAGAUGGCUGGAGGGCAAGAGCUGGCUGAUGGAUUGCAGGCUCUGCGGCAGGCGCUCGGCUUUUGUUCGGGUCGUUGAUUGCUCAGGGGUUCGCCGUUUCGGCAUUGUCUCCGCCUCUCGGUGCCUCUGGGUGUGUGAGUCUUCUGGGGUGGUUGGUUGUGCAUUCGGCUGGGCUUGGGUCUUGGGUUUUCAAAUUUUUGCGGAAUUUUUCGAAAGUUGUAACUACCAGCCGGCCCUGGGCUCCAAAUAUUGCCGCUGCCUCUCGACGGGGUCGCCGCUCGCCUCGAUUUUUAGCUUCUUGACGACUGUGAGGGCAGGUGGGCAGGCUACUCUUGAGGCAGAAACGAGGCCAGCUCCGCCCGCCGGCGAUUUUUGCCGUUGUUGGUAAGGCUUUCCGCGUCUUCUCUUGUUGUUGUUCUUUCGGCACCUUCGCCCUCUACUUCUAGUCUGCAGCCUGUUGCCCUUCGGUCCAGUACUAGUCUUGGCGCCACUACCUAGCAUCACAACUCGAAGCAGGCGAGGCGAGCAAGUAGCUGGCGGCUGUGUGCUAGUGUGUAUUUCUAUGAGGGGGGGGCCUCUAGUAGUAAGCCGCUGCUGCUCUUCGUCUUGUUUUCGUCUUCUUCUUUUACACGAUGAGGCACUUGCGCUGCUGCUAUUUCUUCUACCAAGCCGCGCCAGUGCUCGGACUGGCGUAGGUGGUGCAGCUCGUCUACCUCCAUGCGGCUGCUCGUCUCUUGCAGCGUCUUCUACUCAGUUCUACAGAAAGCCUGACCUAGAUGACGAAGAGCAAGGCACCCCGGAGGGCCUUGACCAUAUCCAGCGAGCGCUCGCGUUUUGUGUGGUUAUGUGUAGAAGUGUUACAGUGUUGGCCAUGCUCUGAGCCUUUGAAAAUGUAUGAAGACCCACAAAGGCCCAAAGGAUGAAGCAAGGCCAUCAAAAUGACCAAGGCCGCCAGGCGAAUAAAGUAACCCAUCGGCGCCAUUCUCAACGCGUUGGCCGUAGUUGGCGCGGGUGCGUGUCGGAGGUUCUCAGGCCUCUAGCAAACUCAUCCGGAGGACCAUCCAAGCGCCUGGCUGGUUUGCCGUUGCGCGGGUGCCUUCAGGCUUCUCUUCUCUCUCGUUCGUUGUUUCAAAUCUCUCAGCCUUGUCAAGGACAAAGCACCACCGGAAAGACCCCAGGGGAAGCCUCUAGACCUAAAGGCGUGCGGGUUCAAGAUAAAUGGCCAACAGGCGUAGAGCCUUCAGCGUUUUCAGAUCGAGGAGGUAGCGCGUGCGCAUAGCUGUAGCCGGGUCCGCAUCGUUUUGCCAGUCCGCACCGGUUCGAACUGCGUGAAGGCUGUGGCGCUCCCCCGUGGGGUGGUGGGUUCGUCCGUAGGGUCUGGGGCAUGUCCAUCCAGUGAGGUCACUCAGAUCCAGACGGGUACCAACAUAGGCGACCGCAUGAAGCUGAUGACAAUGCAUAACCUAAGGGCCCCCAUGUGGGCACGUGUUGAGGCGUCUCCCAUCAUGAUACCCCCGAGAAGAAGCAGAGACCCCCCCGCAGCCCAAAGGAAUCCCAACAGUGAGAAAACCGGCCAGAGAUCAUCAGUGAGCCUCAGGCUGUAGGCUCAGUUCGCAUUAAGCUAGCGCGUCGCCCAUUGUUUCUCAGCGAGGGACUGCGCCUGGCUUAUCGGUCUGCUAUCUUGUAGCCCAAAACGCAAGCUGUAGCCCUACCUUUCGAGAAGCUCGCUCCCAUUAGAGAAGUCAACCGCGGAACUUGUAGAGGCAGACGAAGCGGCAGGCCCUACGCUUGCGCUAUGUGACUUGAGUGAAGCCGUUGACCGAGCAAGUAGGGCUUGGGACUUUCUGGUGAGCCCCGUUCUGGGGCGGGGGUACUGUCGACAGCGCUCGUUUUCUUUUCUGAGGAUGUCGUCUAGCCUCGUGGCUAGACUGUUGCUUGUUUGUCUCUGGUCUGGUCUCGGGCCGGCGACGGCGUCAGCAUCUACCUCGGGGCAUAUGCAUCGCCUUCCGCCUGUUUCUUAGGUUGUUGCCUUUCGCAGCGCCUAUUUUUUUCGCGUCGAUUAGUUUCCACCUUAGGCAGCUGCCCUUCGGAACAUCUAGGCUAACUUUCGUUUCGUUAGUUUUCUCGAUCUUGGGCUGUUAGUUGCCCUCGCGGCGUCUAUUUCUGACUCUGCCAGUAGCCUUAGGGCUGUUGCCUUCGCUGCGCCCAUUGUGUUGGCAGUUUCCGUAGGCUGUUGCCUUCCGCAGCAUCUAACUUCGCUUCCAUUAGUGGCCCCUAGCCUGGGCUGUUGCCUUUCGCAGCGUCUAAACCUACCGCUAGUCGCGUCCCUAUAGGUUGUUGUUUUUUGCAGUGUCUGUUCUCUCAAUAAUUUAUAAACUGUGUGCUCGUUGGUUGCUUGACUCUUCGGCGUCAGCGCCGCUACCUAUAUCGCAGCCUCUCUAGUCAUUUCCGUUCUUUGAGUGGGCUGCCUGCUUGGUUUUGGGUCCUUCCGGACGACACUAAACCAGCACCAGCACCGAAAGCAAUGGAAUGGGACCACCCCGCUACCGAUUAGGGACACAGCUGAAGACCAUCAGACGCAUCAAGCUCAGGAGCCGCAUCAACGCCAACACGAUCACGAGCGAGACCAGCUAGCACGAGAAUGAACACGAGCAAGGCCGCCGCUGAUAAAAUAUCUAGAGUUCGCCUGGUCUGCUUUCUUUUCUGUUCUGACUGUUUUGAGGUUGUUGCUCGCCGGGCAUGUAGUGGGGGCAUAUAGCUUGGGCUGGUUCGUGUUCUGUUGUCGUAUUUGGUCUGUUGUUCUUUGAGUUGGUUAACUUGGACCAUUUUCAUCAUUUUCAUCCUCGCUAACGCCAUCCGCCAUCGAUAGGCGUGCGCCUUUGACGGAUAGCGAACGCAACACACUAAAGAGGACACUGGCGACCGCACUGAAAACAACAGCCCACGAACCAAGAACCUCCAGGCGUCAAGGUUCGACAGGUUUAAGGAUUUGCGUACGCAUUUCAUACAAAGAGGGCGGUAAGCCUCUUCCCACGCUUUUCAAGCGUUUCCGGCUCUGAUUUGUUUAAGUGUUUACAAGGAGGGGCAAGCUGUGGGGGAUCAUGCUGGAGCCAGGCGCGCCGGCAGGAUUUUCUGAGAGGGUGAGGAACGAACCUACACAAGGAGAAGGAGGCGCGAGUGGUGUCGCAGUGGGGAAAACGCCGAGCAGAAGAGACAGCGACUGGCCUUGGAGUGUGCCAGGGCAGGGGCCGCCGGUGUCCCCGCCUCUAUCUCUUCACCGUCUACACACUAGCGACGGGCGAAGAAAUCGCGCGAAGACUAGAGGGGGAAGGCCUGAGGGGUGUAGAAGUGACCGGACCAGCGAAGGCGACUGAAGAACCGCAAAGAGGCUGGGCUGGCAGAAUAGCCGGCGCAAAUGGGAACGAACCAAGGAGGAAGAAGCGCGGCAACCCGGCCCCCGAAGAGAGGCAGCCGCGCAGGGGGGUGCUCUGUCUUGGAGCGUCCCGGCGUGCGUGGGGCUGAUAGAGGCACGGCCAGGGCUUUCAGCCUCACCACCUACGCGGAUGGCGCAAGCAUAUGGGGACACACGGUGGAGAAAACGGCCUGGGCGGUGGAGAUCUUCGAAGAAGUAGGGCAAGAGUCAGUGCAGCACGAUGGUGAACAAGUAGAAAACGGAGACCCCCACACGGGAGAAACUAUCCCACCAAGAGGGGAGGGCUUUGCCCUAAGUGAGAGACUAGGAAGCUGCGACUUCGAAUCAAAAGGGGCGGACCUGAUCAAAAGGGGCGGGCGGCUUGUCGGUGGUGUUGUGAAUGUCUACGGCGCCACGCGGCUGGAGGUUGCUGACCGGUUAAACAGAGCCAAGGUAGAAGGUCGCAAGGAUGGCCGGCCGCUCCUAAGGGGUGAGGAUACUGACCAACACGACAGGAAGACGCUGGUCGAAGCCUUGGCGGGCGCAGUUCUUGACAUGUCCAAACUGUCAGACGACGGCCGGACAUGGAGCAGAUGCAGCAGAUCCAGACCAAACCGGUCAGGGCGGUGGCGGACCUGCAGGAGGAGAAGAGACAGACUCGGAGAGACUUGGGGAAAGAAGAGAGCGGCCCUACCGCUUAUGAACAUGACAGAGGAAGCAACGCGCGCGGCAUAGAGAAUGGUGGAGAAGGAGCAGCGCCUACCGCAGGAGGAAGCAGGCAGAGGAGUCUGCCUCCCCACGGUUCGGAGCAAAUGGGAACGCCUGAGGCUGUUGGAAAUGGUCGACAGAUACAGGGGGGAAAAGUGGGGCAGAAGGCUCGGCCUUGGGGUGGCCCUCAAGGCCAGCGAAGGGCUGGGCGUGAGGCUUUUCAGGGGGGUCAGACUAGGGGAGCGAGACAACACGGGGGCGGAGGCAUGGACGAAAUUCACGGAGUGACUGGCGAAAUCCCUCCAAAACGGACCGGGCGGGGGUUCUAUAGCAUGGAGGAGCUGAGUGAUGUAAUAGAUAUAGCGCGGGGCCCAGAAAAGCUGGAAGAGGCGCCACGCGUACGGAAUUGGGCGGAACGGCUGGGCGUGGCAGAUGUGUGGGACCUCGUAACACGUUGCCCGCAGUCGGUCCACUGGAGGGAGCUCGGGAGCGCGGCGGUGAGAGUCUUGCGCAAUGUUGGAAGAUCGAGAGGGCAGGGACCAGGCGGCGCGCAAACAUUUUGGCUGGGAAGGCUCUAAGAGCGCAAAGGGCUUGGCGGCGGACUCGACUUGGUAAGGACGGCAAAAAACUGGAAGGAGGGAGGGCGCGAAGGCUGUGGCUACCAGGCUGCAAGCGAAAGGGGGCGGGAAUGGGGGAGGGGCUUGGGGGACAUUAUGGACGCCGGCGGCUUGGAGAGGCUCCCGCACUUCCAGGGAAUCGACCUGGAGGGGGCGGGACUGAACUCAGAGGAGGUGAAAGAGGCGGCGCGCAUAGCGCUGAACGAAAGAAAGUGACGAAGUGGCCGCGCGUAGGGAACGGCAUGCACAUCCAAGACAAGCAAGAGGCGGGGGAGCUCCUCAAGCUUGUGGAGGAUUGGGAACACGAUGAGCAGACGGGGGAAACCAUUGACCAGGAGAGCCGGCGGGAGUGCCCCUGGGGGGUGAAGAAAUGCCGGGGGGCACAGUCGGACACCCGCCGCGGCGGUAUGUGCCAGAUCGUGACGCACGGCGCGGGCCAGGCGCGCCGGGAGUCGCUUGGGUUAGAACAGGCCAAAGGGGUCAGAAGGGGCGGGAAAAGAUGGGAGGCAUUCCGCGGGGCCAAGCGAAUGCGCUGGGGCCCGAGCCGAUGACAGAGGCAAAGGCAUGCCCACGCAAAGGGGAGAGGCGCAGCUGGCCGGCAGGGGCCCCGGGCAAGUGGUGCGAAGGGUGCAAAAGAAUAGAAGGGGGAGAAAUCUGGGCCACCCAUUGCAAGGAAAGAGAAGAGAAAAGGGAAGAGAAUCUUGGCAGGAAAGAGCAGGAGGAAAAGACUAAGGCCCAGAGAAAAAGACAGAGGAGAGAGGAACGGGAGGACAAGGCAGGCACGCAAAGAGGCCCAGCGCAAAGCCCAAAAAAGAGAAGAGCAAGAGACAGAGGGAAAGAGAAGAGAAGGAAAAGAGAGACCCGCGGACAAACCGCCGGAAGGACUCAGGGAAGGAGAGGAGGCAACCAAAGGAGCCUGCAGGAGCGGAAGGGGCAAAAGGAGAGAAGAGGCCGGCGAAGGAACCGCGGCAGGACCUCAGAGAUAGAGAGGAGGGGGAGAGGCAGCCAAGAGAGCAGGAAGGGGAAAAGGGCAGAGCCUCCAAGAAGAAGGGGACAGAAGGGCCACCCAGCAGCCCCACAGCACUGGAAAGAAAGCAGCAAAAAGGACAAAAACAAGCGAGACGGAAAGAGAAGGAGAAGGAACGCCAGGACGGAAGUGAAAGAGAAAGGAGAGGAAGGGAGAAGGCCUGGCAAAGGGGCCGCCGGAUGAAAUGAGGCCAAAAAGACCACGAAGGGAACAGGACAGCAAAGGGAGAAGGCUGAAGCGAGGGGGCCGCGUAAGGGGGGGCCCCCAGAUGAAGGGGGAGGCAGUGCAGGGGGGUAGGAGCAAGCAGGGCCGGCUCUCCUUGCCUCUUUGGGGUCCCCCGGAGAGGUGGCGGGCGUUGGUCUGGCCUCUCUCUGCGAGAUCGAGCAGGGCAGGGGCAGCCCUUCACAUUAAAGAAGGCAAGGCGGCCCUCUUAGGUAAAGCAGCUGCAGAGAUGAGAUGGCGCCCCGCCUUACCUGAUCGUUGGGCUUGCGUCAUCAUCAUCAUCACCAUAGGGGGCGGGCCACUUGAUCCACGUCCAACAUGUCGACUGGGGCUCCCAUGAGAGGAGUUGCUGCGCUGUAUUUGGCUCACCUGCUUCUUGCUGUUUUUGUUGGGUCGUUCUUAGAGGGGGCAGUCUCGGCGUUUUUGUUGUUGGAAGGCAUGGCGGCUGCCUCCGUUGUGCUUCUACUGAGUAGUACUAGACGAAACGGAGCACGAGCUGCGCCAUGCUUGAUGUCGUUGUGGUUGCUGAGUUAGUAGAGCUAGUAAGCUGUGCUGGCAGUUGAUGGUGAUCGUGCAACCAUAAAAAUCCACUCAGAAGCCACAACACGGGGCGCAGUCUGUUUUUCUGUUUCGUGUUGGAUUAAAGUAGGCGCCCCGAACGAACAUCCCAAGAGGCAGGAUGGAAAGACCCCAAACGAACACCCACAGGGAUCAAGCCAGCCAGCGGCCACCUGUCUCAGGCUGUGCGUUCGCCUCUGAGUCAGGCUAGCGCCGUGCUGACUGUUUCACUUGUCAGCAAGAAACUGAGCCCGCUUGGCAUAGCAGCUUGCGCCCUUGUGGUCCAACAGUGUGAGUCCUCUAGUCUCUGACCACUCUAAUCCUAGCGAGUCAAGAUGGCGAAUUAAUCCACCGGGGCAAGCGACAGUCAGACCGAUUGGAAAUACCAGAGCCAAGUGAGGAGGCUCUCGCGCUUUUCACAGGGGAGGAGUUUGAUUGCCUAGCAGCCGGCAAUAGAGAAGCCGUGCGUCCCUUGUUGGCGCAAUGGGUAAGCGGCGAACCCAACGCUCCACCGCUAGUGUUAAGGCUCUCUCCAAUUCAUCUUUCAGGUGCGUCCUUGCUCUCUGAAGCGUAUGGGCGUGAGGGGUUAGGGUAGACAUAGGGUUUGUUUGUUAGUGUUUAUCAUUAAUCUCCGAAGGGAAACAGGCACAACAAGCGGGAUAAACUUCCUUGAAAAGGAUAAGAUACCCGAGGGGGGUACGAAUAUGAAUAAUCUCCCACGCCUCUUCCAAGGAUACAGCUGCAGGAUGAAUCGUGGAUAGCUCUAAUGGUAGACAUUUUCGAGGCGAUUGACUUAAGGCCCAACUUUAUCUUGGCUUCUGAAAGCAAAGAGCCCAAGGAAGUGGACAGCUUUGCUGAGUAGGUGUCUGCUUUUUCUGGAUAGAUAUUUGCUCGUGGCUCUUGUUUCUUAGAAUGUUCGCUCAGCGGAAAACCUCCAGUAGAGUGCACUGGGCCGCUUUUAAGGGGAAGAAGCGCCACGCGCAACCAGGGGGGUGCGCGCUGUGUUUGGCUGAGCCGCUAAUUGUGAGGCGGCUGGUUGACUCGGGGAGCGGCAUGUGGCGGGGGCGCUGCUCUUGUCGACGCUGCAGCCCCAUUGCUUCAAACGAGCGCUGGGCCCUUUGGUUUGCUUGUUCUCUGCGUGCGUCGGUCGCACUCACUCCGGCCGCGUGUCGUUCUUGCGCCGAGAUGUUAGCCUGCGGAACCCUUGCUUCAGCGUGCAGGGGCGUGCCUGCGUGGCAUGUGGCUGCGUGAGCGCUUGGUAGAUUUGAUCUGACAGAGGGGAAGGGCGGGCUUGCCUCGUUGGUUGAUGGCGGUCAGCAUGUCCAGGGCGAGUGGUGUUGUCGAUCAGGAGGUCACUCACACCUGCGGCGCCUCCCGCUUGUCCCGGGCAUGGCGCGGCGGGUGCCGCCGUCGAGUCUCAGGCCUUUCCUUGUUCGACGACUGAGUGAUAAAAGUCUCAUGUCCGGCGUGAGACUCAGAAGCCUCGGAUUUCUGAGACUCACUUGGCAAAGUCUUGAGGCUCGCGGCGAACAUGAGGGGCCCUUCCGUUCCUCGGACUGGCCAUGCGGGGUCGACUGGGUCGCUCUGUGGACCGGGAAAGCCCUUCAUGUUCGCCGCGGGCCUCAGGAUUUUGGCGUGUCUCAAAAGUUGAAUCUUGGAACACCUGGAAUCUCUGAGGUUCGGCGCGGGCCUCAGCCUUUUCUCAGUCCUUGGACUGCUAAGCGUCUGAGACCUGCGCGGGCGGAGGGGCUGCUUCCAGAACCUGUCACAGCAGAGCGGCUUACGCUGUGACAAUGACGGCGCGCUACCCGGGACCGGGUGGGGGGGUGCGUCUAUGAUCCGCGCGCCCUCGGUCGUGGGGCCUUUGUCGUCCUUUUUGCGUGGGUGCUGCCGUCCGUGGUUUUCAGGGCGCCGCGCUUGCGCAGAUGCGUAUUCGGAGACGUCACGUUGGAGCCAGGUGUUCUUGUGUGAUAGUGAUUGCAUUGGUAUCUUGGAGCGCCCCCGCCCCUUGCUGGGGUGAGUGGCUCGCGGGGACGGUGAGUCCUUUUCUUGUUCGGGUGGGUGGGCUGGAAAAUUUCCGCUGAAAUAGACAAGAUUUCUAAAAAUCAUUUUAAUUUUUUGAAGCCAUCGAUCAUCUUUAUCUACUUUUAUAAAUACGCCCGCUUGGACUGAAGGCAGUUCUAAUUAUGGGAGCGACAGCGGCUGCCGAAGAUGGCAUGUCAAACGAAAGGAGACAAAUACAAAGACAACUGUGCGUCUUCGAUGUGCUCUUGAGCAGCAAAAGCGCAGCGCCGGGAAAGGCGUUUAAGGCUUUUCUGUGUCUGUACAACUAAAAAAGCCUACCUAGAAUACACUCAAAUUUUUUUAGGGAAGAAGAUAAAGUGACUUCUAGGACCAUGCGUCUGUCUGUAGAAUGCUUUGCUUUUACUACUUCUCAGUAGAUCGGUGGCUUAGUAGGGCGAAGUCUAAAAUAAUGUCUCCUAGGGAGGUGAUUGGAAAUCUUCUGCGGGAGCGGCUGAUAAAUGAAAUCACGGGAGUGGGAGUCGGGACUGGCUUGGGUGCGAUCUCCCUGCAUGAGCAGCUGCUCGAUGUUGCGCGAAAGUUGUUACCGUAUAUUAAGGCGGAAUUUCGGAUCAUCAUAAUGUAUUGAGACUUUCUCGAGUAGUAAUAUUUAUGUAUCGCGUGAAAAUAAAAAUAUGAGUUCUACCUACGAAUCUACGAGGUGAUGACUGGUGAAGGGUUGAGGUAUUUUUUUACAUGCAGGAGGUCUUCCCUUUUAUUUUUGAGCUCCAAGAACUCUAACUUAAGCUUCGCCUUCAGAGACUUGUGGGCUGAUCAUGAUGGAAGCUUGGGCUUGAUGCAAUUGGCUUGGGAACGGCCGAAAGAUUCUUUUUUUAUUAGCCAGAACAGCGAGGGUGGUCGGAAAAUGACAAGUUGGAUUCGAAAGCUAGAGAACGAUGAAGCACAGGUGUCAUCCGAUGGUCAUGGUCUGAAGGUGCUUGCACAGCUGAAAGUAUUGGUAUGGGAACACUAUACUAGUGAGAGUGUAUAUAUUCAACUACUUCUUAAAAGGUAAGAAAGGGCCGUUUUCGAUGCACUGCCACCUGUGGAGUGAGGGGAGAGCAUUUUUUAGAACAGGGCUACUAAAGUUGUCACACAUUUUCUGUUUCAUAAUUGGCAGACAAGACACGACACAGGCUUGCGCUUUGGGGCCUGCUUCCUUCAGCAAAAUCGUUCGACCUGCUUCCUUCAUCAGACAAGAAUGUGCUGUCCCGGGACAGGUCUCUCUCCUCUAUCAUUUUGGGUUCUCUGGCAGAUGACCUGAAAAACAAACACCCGAAACCGAAUAUGUCGCCAAAGAGCCCGGACUUACUCGGGAACCGAGUACCCACAUUAUUAUAUACUAACGAAUAGAUAUACUAUUCUUGGACUUGUUCCACCCCUCUACAUCUAGAAGUGUAGCCAAUCUUGUAACUCUGUGCACAAGUUUGGUCGUCGUCCUCGUCAUUUAGAUUACCUCUACCCGGUUCCUUUUUUUACAGGCCUUCGGGAUGGUUUCUUUAAGGCCUACCAGAUGACAUUCUCCACUAUUGUCCUUCGCUAGGUAUUUAGAAGUAGUGGCAGCAUCAAGAUGAAGAAGGUAGAGAGCUUUCAGGAUCAUCCUUGCAGCUCUGUACCUUCUUCAUCUCGGAGGAUGUUCUGGAGAGUGUAGAAACCUAUUUUGGCAGCUUCUAACUCGGACUCUCAGUGAAAUUGAGGAGGCCACUCUGUGCGAGGAGUUUCUAGUGGCAGUUCUGGGGGUUUGGGCAGACGAAAAAAAGAAAGCGAUACUAUGAAGUUGAAGACAACCGACAGUCACUACAUCCCCAACAUCAUACGAAUUGGUUUCCUUUUCAAGGGGAAAAGGAAGGAGUCCCCAAGGAUAUGACAAUAAGUACUCAAGGAAGAUGGUGCGACGGCGACGAAGUAGUUCUAAUUAGAAACACGGAAGAGGCAGACUCAGUCGGAAACGCAUACUUUCCCACGAGCCAAGGACUCGCGAGCCGCGUUCUUUCGCUCCCUGAUCCAAAUCUGGAAGGGAGACAGGCAAAGAUCAACGACGCAAAAGCAAGACAGCAGGUAACGCUAUUUAAGUACAUUUAAAGGCGACUUCUGCAUGUAGAGCUAGAGGACUCAACAAGCAUUCGAGAAAGACUUGAUACUUGUUCAGUUCUCGUCUCCGCUUUAUAGCAGUACUUGUUAUGCUACGCAAUUAAUAACUUUCUACUUUCUGUUGGUCAAGGUCAUAAUCCUAGAAGAAUCACAAAGAUCACAAGGAUAAAGAUCAACGAAAUGACCAGGAUCGCCAGGCAAAAGGUUACCGGAGCACCAUCCAAACGCCCGACGGGUUUACCGUCGCGCGGGUGUCUCUGGCUUCUCCUCUCUCUCCCGUGUGUGGCUCAAGCCUCCCAAUACAGUCAAGGACAGAACAACACCGGAAUGAUCUCAAAGAUAACCUACAGACCUAAAUGCAUAUAGUUCCAAAAUCAGUGAUCUACAGGCAAAGGACCUUCAACGGAUUCAGAUAGCAGGAAUGAUGAAUGUUUCAUAGCUGUAGUCAGGUCCAUAACGUCUUGUCAGUUCUGCUCAAAGAUGAGAAUCAAUGUAGGAUGAUCGUAUGAGUCAAUGAUCAUAGCAUAAGGUUUCCAUAUGAAGCAUAUGGAAGCUUCCCCAUGCAGCAUGAUAUCCCAAUGAUGAAGCUGAGACUUCUUCCUUGCAACCCCAAUGAACAUCCACAGGGAUCAAAGCAGCCAGAGAUCAUUAGUCUCAGGCUGUGAGUGCAAAUUGUGCAAACUUUAUCACUCUCAAGCGUUUCUCACCGAGAAACUAGACGCGACUUAACAGUCUGUGUUCGAAUGGUCCAACACUUUCCAAUGCCAAACAAGAACAAAACGCAGGUUGCUAGUUUUCUUUUUCGAUCUAUAAUAGAAGAACAAGAAAAGAGUCUCCUACUCCUCGUGAUUUCGUUCGUCCAAAAAUCAUCUCCAUGAACCCCACACAUUUAGGCUGAAUGGAAGAAGGUGUCUCUUGCUCAGGCUAGCCAGGGGGUAUGUCGAACGCGGAGAAGCGACGGACAACAUCUUGAUCCGCAUAAGGAUCCUGAUAUGUAUCUUAUGGCUUUUAAAAGUAACUAGUUCAUCCACUUAUAUCUUCACAAACGAGUACGUGUCUCGUUAGUAUCUAUCCUCAAAUUCCUUUUUGGAAGAAGCAAAAAACUAUGAGCAUAGAGGCUGCACGGGAGUAGUAGUAUACCGAACUCACCUUAGUUCGUGGGCGCAAAUAGUCUCACUUGAAGAGCAGUCUCCAGUUUUGAACGAGGUUCCGGCUGAGUCUAGCUUCGUGGCCGGGUUGUAGGUUAACCGCGCGACCAGCGGGUAGGUUACGCGAGGGCUUCAGCAUCAGCUACCCAGUUGGGGCGGGUUGUCUCGCUCUCGCGGCUGGUAGCCAGGAACUAGACAGGGAUAUGCCUAGCGGCUCGCUAGCGUGUGGGCUUUGCUUGGGCAGUUUCUCGAAUGUUCUUGCGUAAGGUGGGACCAACUCAGGGCAGGCGUGCACUACCUAGGGGAGAAAUUUAGCGGGGCAGAAAACGGCAGAGGGUCUCGUCGGUGGGGUCGAGAGACUGAGCAUUUUCUCUGCUACGAAUAUAGUGACGCGGUCACUUUGGUAUGACUGAGGUCAGUCGAAGGCGUUCUAGCUUUUAUUUCUAGCUACUGAGGCUAUUCGGCCAGUGAGGAGCUUGGAGGUCAAGUAUGUGCAAUUUAUCAGCUGGGUUAUUACUACUGUGUCCCCUUUACCUCUCUCCCCUUUCUCUCUCUCCUUGACCGUCCUGGCGGUAGUUAUCUCACGAUUAAGACGUCUGUUUGCUAGUACUGUGUUGAUAUCAAAAAUUUGAUACUGUCAGUUCCUCGCUCUAACUUAGAAUACUCGUGGCAAAAAGUUCAGCUGGAGUGGCUGUUUAUGAUGUGCUCGUCCAUGCUAGGUUGUGGACGGUAUGAGUGUACACUUCUUUCACUGCCCGAGAGGAGACCCCGCCGGCCCGAACAACAACACGCUCAAGAGGCGAGACAAGCAAGUCUGGUCUCGUCCUCCAAGCAGAAAAAAGCCGGCUCGCCAAGUGACUCCAUAGGUAGAGCCCCAAGUAGAAGAAGGCAUGGAAGUGGCCCACUCACGGAUAUGACGACUGCCCCUAAUUCAUCUCCUCUAUAGGGAUCCCUCAAACAUUCAUAUAAUGCGCCCCGAUACAAGGGAGACACUGACGCAUAUGCUUGAGGGAUUUCCACAGGGAUGAAUAGAGGAGAGCUCUAAGUAGGAAUCCAGCCCCUCAGCUCCACCUCGCAAAUCCACGCCUCCGAAGGCCACAAGUUUUGUCGAGGAGACGCUGCAGGAUCCGGGUAGGAAACUCUCGGAGGAUACAAAUGCGACAUUCUCGGAGAAUACAAAUGCGACAUUCUCGGAGAAUACAAAUACGACAUUCUCGGAGAAUAGAAAUACGACAUUCUCGGAGGAUACAAAUACGACAGUGACAGACCUCCUUGACGAAAGCAAAAAUACGGGAGCUGGUACGAAUAUUUGGAAUUGUAGUUGUAGUUGUACGAUGGGUCACUCCAGAGCUUAUGCUUAUGUAGAAUGAAAAUAAAAUAAAAAUCUUAAUCUUCAUCUUUCUUAGAUCAUGGUGUGUUUGAAUCAAUCAAAUCAUGUUGACAGGUGCCUAGAUGAUAGGUGACCAUCCUUACAUUUGAUAUUAUCUGACUUGAACAACCACCACUCCAGAUAACGACGCAACAACUGCUGUUAAGGCCCUACUCCAUGUUAGUAGAGGAGGUCUGUCUCAGGUCUGUCUCUAGCCGUGAUAUGUCUUUCAAUCAGAACCGUCUGCAUGCGCAUCCCAAGAAUAGGUUAGAUAAAAGGGAGAUGAGAUAGAAAGGCCUAUUCACCUUGCGGGAUCUCUAGUACAGUGAUCAACUGGGGUAGACUCUAACGCAGACGCGGAUCUGGGUAGCGACAAUGCUGUAGACGCGGAAACGGGUAGCCACAAUGCUGUAGACGCGGAAAUGGGUAACCACGCUACUGUGCACGCCGAUCCGGGUACCCACAAUGCUGUAGACGCGGAAACGGGUAACCACGCUACUGUGGACGCCGAAAUGGGUAGCCACAAUGCUGUAGACGCGGAAACGGGUAGCCACAAUGCUGUAGACGCGGAAAUGGGUAGCCACGCUACGGCUACAGUAG